Melitaea cinxia (Glanville fritillary) is the source of this 2220-nucleotide messenger RNA. RefSeq names its product inhibitor of nuclear factor kappa-B kinase subunit epsilon (gene IKKepsilon). Gene Ontology annotation, cellular component: cytoplasm. Gene Ontology annotation, biological process: peptidyl-serine phosphorylation. Lineage: Eukaryota; Metazoa; Arthropoda; Insecta; Lepidoptera; Nymphalidae. The transcript has 8 exons. Gene Ontology annotation, molecular function: ATP binding; protein serine/threonine kinase activity. The coding region runs from base 1 to 2220 and encodes 739 amino acids. The record is from RefSeq and is a predicted model, not a curated record.
AUGUCUUUUUUAAGAGGAUCAGAAAAUUACGUGUGGUGUACGACAAGUGUUUUAGGUAAAGGAGCCACCGGGGCUGUGUUUCAAGGAGUUAAUAAGAAUAACGGUGAACCGGUAGCUGUUAAGACGUUUAAUCAACUAAGUCAUAUGAGGCCUCAUGAUGUCCAGAUGCGUGAAUUCGAAGUCCUAAAGAAAGUGAAGCAUGAAAACAUCGUUAAGUUAUUAGCAAUCGAGGAGGAACAGGAUGGACGUGGUAAAGUUAUUGUCAUGGAACUCUGUACUGGCGGAAGUUUGUUCAACAUCCUGGACGAUCCAGAGAACACAUAUGGAUUACAAGAGCACGAAUUUCUACUAGUUCUAGAACAUUUAACCGCUGGUAUGAAGCACUUGCGUGACAACAAUUUGGUUCAUAGAGAUUUGAAACCUGGUAAUAUUAUGAAGUUUAUUAGUGAAGAUGGCACGACUACGUAUAAGUUGACUGAUUUUGGCGCGGCGCGGGAAUUGCAAGAGGAGGAGCAAUUUGUGUCACUGUAUGGUACAGAAGAGUACCUUCAUCCCGAUAUGUAUGAGAGAGCAGUACUCAGGAAGCCUGUGGGCAAGAGUUUUGGUGCCACUGUUGAUUUGUGGUCGAUAGGUGUGACGUUGUACCAUGUGGCAACUGGUCAGUUACCAUUCAGGCCAUAUGGGGGAAGGAGAAACAAAGAGACUAUGUUCUAUAUUACGACGAAGAAAGCUUCUGGAGUGAUAUCAGGAACACAAACAACAGAAAAUGGACCCAUAGAAUGGUCACGAGAAUUGCCUUCGCACUGUCAACUGAGCAUGGGGCUCUGCAAGUUAGUCACACCAUUACUUGCUGGCUUGUUAGAAGUGGAUCCACACAGAAUCUGGACUUUUGAGAGAUUCUUCUCAGAAGUUCAAACAGUGACCUCGACUAAACCUGUUCACAUUUUUCAUGUGAAUAAAGCGGCCAGUAUAAAGGUCUUCCUGAAACCCGAGGAGAAGUAUGAGCACCUGCAGACGUACAUCUGCGAGCAGACAAGCGUGGUUGCGGAGUCGCAGAUUUUACUGUACAAGGACACGUUGCUACUUAGUGAAAUUGACGAAAAUACACUCGGUAAGAACUACCCGGAGACGACGGCAGAAGUGCCGCUGAUGCUCUUCAACAAGAACAACAACAACGUGAGCAUGGCGCCCGAGCCGGAAAUACCUAAAUUCCCCGUGUUCCCCAACAUCGUCUCCGUAGAGAACGACGCCUCGCAGGCGAAGACGGCGUGCAGCGUGGGUCACGUGGUGAAGCGACGCGUGGAAGCGCUGUGCGCGGUGUCCGUGCUGUGCGGAGCGUGCGUGACGCGCUGGGGCGCGCUGCUGGCCGCGCGCCUGGCCGCCGUGGCCGCGCGCGCCGCCGCGCUGGCGCAGCACGCCGCGCGCCUGCACGACGCCGCGCGCGCGCUCGACCUGGCCGCCGCACUGGCGCGCCCCGCCCAGGCGCGGGGCGGGGCGGCGGGCGCGUGGGGCGCGUGGGGCGCGGCGGCGGCGCCGGUGGCGCAGGAGGCGGAGGCGCUGCGCGCGGCGGGCGCGGCGCUGCGCGCGCGGCACGCGGCGGGCGCGCUGCGCGCCGACUGGGACGACGCGCGCCGCGCCGCGCCCUGCCCCGCCGAGCUGCGUCUGCACGCGCGCGCGCGCACGCUGGCCGAGCGCCUGCGCGAGUCGUGGCAGCACCUGGUGCGCGACCGCGCCACGCGCUCGCUCACCUACAACGACGAGCAGUUCCACGUGCUGGAGCGCAUCACGGUGGCGGAGACGGGCCGGCGCGCGCGCGCGCUGCUGCAGCGCGCCGCGCCGCUGGCCCGCGCGCGCGCCGACGCCAUCGCCGACUGGUACAAGGUGGCUCAGACGGUGUUCCUGCAGACACAGAUCCUGGACAAGGACGUGGCGAGCGGCGAGCUCAAGGUGCUGGCGCUGGCGGCGCGCCUGCAGGACGCCGAGCGGACCACGCGCGCCGCCGUGCAAGACGCACAGCUGAGUGCAACGAAGGAGAGCCCGGCGCAGAAGGAGGAGAAGGCGAGCGCGGGCGGGGCGCGCGGCGGGGGCGGGGACGGCGUGAGGGCGGGCGGCGCGGGCGUGCGCGCGCUGCUGGCCGCGCACGAGGACGUGGCGGCCGCCGUGGCGUGCAGCUCGGCGCUCGUGGCGCGCCUCGUGCACCUCACGGCCGACGCGCCCUAG